This is a messenger RNA of Mercurialis annua (annual mercury), 1071 nucleotides long. Its product is annotated as derlin-1. The transcript has 7 exons. Gene Ontology annotation, cellular component: endoplasmic reticulum membrane; Hrd1p ubiquitin ligase ERAD-L complex. Gene Ontology annotation, molecular function: ubiquitin-specific protease binding; misfolded protein binding. Bases 109 to 849 code for a protein of 246 amino acids. Gene Ontology annotation, biological process: endoplasmic reticulum unfolded protein response. The record is from RefSeq and is a predicted model, not a curated record. Lineage: Eukaryota; Viridiplantae; Streptophyta; Magnoliopsida; Malpighiales; Euphorbiaceae.
AGAAGAAAUCAAAACACUGUCAUUUUCAAAUCGAAAUUGUUAUUGAACAAAAACUUGCUGCAGAAUUUGACAUUUAUCCACAUCUCUAACUUAGCUCUCUGUUCUUCAAUGUCUUCACCUGCUGAAUUCUAUCACUCUCUUCCGCCUAUAACCAAGGCUUAUGGGACUGCGUGCUUGCUUUUCACUGCGGCUUAUCAGCUCGGAGUAUUUGAUUUGGUGCAUAUUGCUUUGAUAUAUAAGCUUGUAUUCUCACAUUUUCAGGUAUGGCGGCUUUUUACUAAUUUCUUUUUCCUAGGAAAAUUCUCCAUCAAUUUUGCAAUUCGUCUCUUAAUGAUAGCAAGAUAUGGCGUUCAACUUGAGAAAGGACCAUUUGAACGUAGGACUGCAGAUUUCUUAUGGAUGAUGAUCUUCGGAGCCUUGUCGAUGUUGGUACUAUCUGCCAUCCCUAUUUUUUGGACUCCUUUCUUGGGGACAUCACUUGUAUUCAUGCUUCUCUAUGUCUGGAGUAGAGAAUUUCCUAACGCCCAGAUCAACAUUUAUGGCCUUGUGACUCUUAAGGCAUUUUAUCUACCAUGGGCGAUGCUUGCUUUAGAUGUGAUUUUUGGUUCACCUUUGAUGCCAGAUCUGAUGGGAAUCAUAGCAGGGCAUCUAUAUUACUUUUUAACUGUUUUGCAUCCACUUGCAACAGGAAAGACCUUUUUGAAGACUCCAAAUUUGGUACGUAAACUGGUUGCAAGAUACAGAAUAGGAGCUCCGGCCCCAACAAGCAACCGCACAGAAGCUGAUAGAAACGCACCAAACAGUACCAACACGGCUUUCAGAGGGAGGUCAUACCGAUUAAGUGAUUAGUUUGUAGCUCUUCCCCCCGAUGCACCUAACAGUUGAUACCGGGAGCAAAGUAUUUGAUGCCGACAUCAACUAGCAGAAGAGGUCUAAUGAAAAAUUCUCGACCUUUCAAACAACUUAACACUUUGUUUUUCUUUUAUAGCGUUGUUGACGACUAGUGAAUUGUAAUACGUAAAAUUGAAAACUAAUGCCAAAUGGGAAUCUAUGUCUUGAUUCUUUUGUCCA